Molecule: messenger RNA, 4321 nt
Organism: Drosophila virilis
Lineage: Eukaryota; Metazoa; Arthropoda; Insecta; Diptera; Drosophilidae
Gene: Usp1
Product: ubiquitin specific protease 1
Biological process (GO): protein deubiquitination
Cellular component (GO): cytosol; nucleus
Molecular function (GO): cysteine-type deubiquitinase activity
Source: RefSeq, a predicted model, not a curated record
AUCUGCCACCGAGAGCGGCCGUACGCUUACGGCGCAUAAGUUUAACACAUUUCAGUGCCUAAAAACACAUGAAACUAUAAAUAAAAUAAAUAUUAAUGUGUAAGUGCAGCAACGCAACAAUGCCCUGAAGUGCAGCAGUGAAGAAACAUUUUCUAAACAGGUACAAAAAGUCCUGGGCUGUAAAACGAAUACCGCUGCAGUGAAAAAAAAAGUGAAAAUUCGAGAGUAUGGUGUCAGCUUAGCGAGUACGGCGACCGUUGCAUGUGUGUGUGCGUGCGUCUUACGUUGCGCUACGUUACGUUCCAAGUGAAAUUUCUUGACAAUUGGCAGCGGCAAUUGAAUUUGUUUAUUUUCUCUUAAAGCAACGCUACACAGAACAUAGCAACUGCCCGCAAAUGUUGUUCCCGAAAUAUGAUAAUGAAAGAUGCACGAAUAUGACAUAUAUGAGCUGAAAGAGGAACAAGCACGUCUUCCGCCAACCACCAGCCCCAAUAACAGAAGUCCAAACAACAAGCAACAUAAGAAUAUUUCGCCAAAGUCAGAAACUAUACAGACAACGAAAGCUUCCACAAAAUCCACAGCCACAGACACCGACGAACCGUCGUCGCCAACUUCAACAUACUCGGCCAUUUAUCCAGCAGUUCAGGAGUACGUGGAUCAAGUUGUACAGCCGCCAACGCCAGCGCCCAAAGGCGUUGAGGUGGUGCCGAAGCGCAAACGUCAGCGUCGCGUUUAUGUGGCAGAGUUUUCGCGCUGUGCCAGUCUAAGAUCCCGUCAAGCAGCGCCAGUUGAGGUACUCGUGCCGGAGACAUCGGAGACAACAGCUCCGCCACCGCCACCGCCAUCGGCACAGACAUCACCCACGCCCACAGAGGCGACAGAGUAUCAUAAGUAUAUAAAACUAGAACAUUUUAAGCCAGAGUUUUGGAAUCGCAUUGAGGAGGAGCCGGAGCCAAAGUUAACUGGCAAAAAGAGACGCGGCGGCGUCGGCGGUCGUAACCGAAAGCGUCGCAACAGGAUUGAGCUAGAUUUGAAUUUCUCAGCGGAGACAGCGGCGGCCAUUGCGGCAGCUCAAAUUGAGCUUGAUUCGGGCAAACCGGUGUCACGCGCCUUUCAUAAACGCAAACGCAGCUGCAACAUGUCCCUAUACGAUCGACGCUAUCAGACGUCCAAUGACGAGCAGCGGCGCGUGGCCAAUGGUUAUGCACCAGUCGGUAGUGGCCUGCGUGCCGGCAAUGCAGCCGGUGCACCCGAAGUCGAUACACCAGAACUGCAGAGCCAUCAGUAUUAUGUGCCCGCCACUGGCAGCAAUUUAAGCGGCGCACCCACUGGCCCCGGACUCAAUGGCAGUGGGGUUACGGCUCUGAAUCAUGUGCCCGCCAUGGGUACACUGUGUAAUAUUGGCAAUACAUGCUAUCUGAAUUCCGUGGUGUAUACGCUACGAUUUGCGCCGCACUUCUUGCAUAAUCUGCAUCAUCUCAUUCAUGAUCUGCAUGUGGUGCAGCAGACAAUAGUGCGCCGGCACAAUGCCAAGUCGGCAUCGCUGGGCCGCAAUGUGAGCGGCGGUGGUCAAUUAGAGCAUGCGCGCAGCUGGAGCAGCAAAGAUCUGGCCAACGCCGAUCCGUACAUUAGCAGCACCAGCAAUGGCAGCGGCAGCGGUAGCGGCAGCGGCACCAACAGCACCAGCAGUGGCAGCAGAAAGUCAUCACAUCAAUCGGUUAGCGAGAAAUUGCAUGAGCUGUAUAACAACCUGCACGGCAAUGAGAUGAUCGAUUCGAGUGAGCCCUACCAUGCGGACACCCUGCUGCAUGCCAUACAGGAUGUCAAUGCCACCUUCGAGGGCAAUCAGCAACAGGAUGCGCACGAGUUUCUAAUGUGCGUACUCAAUUGUAUACGCGAAACGAAUCAGUCGCUGAUCAAGGCCAUUGGCGAAUGUCCAGAAGUCAUUGCGAAUGGCUACAUUGCCAAUCCAGAUGAUACGGACACGGUUGAUGCACUGGACCGCACGGAUGCGGGCAAUCAUGCGCUGAUGGGCGCCUCUGGCAAUGGCUCUAUAGCAACUAGUCAAACUCAAAGUACCACGACAACAAAAACAUCAUUUUUCUCACGCAAAUCAAAGAGAAAAGACGAAGUCAAAUCCUCGAAAGCGACACGAUUGCAGUCACCGCUCAAGGAUAAUAGUCCAACAACAGCCGGCGGCGGUGGCAUGGCAAGCACACAUGCCGCCGCCUCCAAUAGUCUUUUCUAUUUGAAUACAGUCGAUCUCAGCGGCGCCAGCGCUGCGGCAACAGCUUCAGCUGCAUCGAACGCACCAGCAAAAUAUUCCAGUGAUGAUGAAAUUAAUACGGCUAGUCUGCUUAAGGAUAAAAUGCGUCUGGAGGAGCGUAUACGUGAGCUGAAUCUAAACUUCUUCAGCUCCGACUUUGAGGGCAUUGUGGUGCUGACCACCAAAUGCCUGAGCUGUGAGACAAUUACACGUCAGAAGCAGGGCAUGCUCGAUAUUUCAGUACCUGUGCCGAUUUCGGGCUAUGACAAUGCCGAAUUGCAGGAAAAACCCAGCGCCUAUAUACAGAACUCAUGCAUAACACGUGAAUAUUUUCGCGGCGAUAAUAAAUACAGCUGCAAUCAGUGUACGGGGUACACUGAGGCCAUACGCUCCAUAUCGUACGAGGUGCUGCCGCGUCUAUUGGUCAUCCAGCUGAAUCGUUUCUCGGGCGGCAUGGAGAAGGUUAGCACCUAUGUGCCCACCACAUUCACGCUGCCCUGCUUCUGUGCCAAGUGCUGUGAGCUGAGCGAUGCCAACAAGCUGCAUGUCUAUAAGCUGUACAGCGUUAUCACGCAUGUGGGCGCCACGUUAACCGUGGGUCAUUAUAUAGCAUACACCUGCUUUCUGGAUUUGGCCAGUGAUUAUGUCAACUGUCCCAAGGAUCGUCGCAAUGCAACAAGCAGCGCACAGCAACAGCAGUCAGCGGCAACAGCGGCAGCUGGCAAUGAGAAUGCGGCGCCGAGCAAUAAUGGCAGCAGCAGCAUUGCCAGCACGCCCGUCGUCUCGGCGGCCGCCUCGGCGUUGGCCUCGUCGGGCACCAGCUUGAUAAAGAAAAUGAAAUUUGGACGCAGUAAGGCAUCCAGCAGCGGCGACAUGAGCAAAAAUGUGAAGCAACUAAAUGGCUUGACCAGCAAAACGAUCACCAAUGGCAUUGGCAAGCUGAGCAUGAACACAACAUGCCAUGGCGUCAACUGUUGCGCCAUGCGUCUGUGCUGUAGCCAACAGGCCAGCACCGCGGGCAGCAAUAGCGCCAGCAGCAGCGAUUUCAGCGAGGAAUCCCUGCAGAAUGGCAGCAACAGCAAUCUCAGCUAUGGCAGCGUGCCCAACAAUUGUGCGCCAUAUCCCACGGGCUAUGGCAGCACGGGACGUGGCGGUGUCAAGGCCAACUAUGCACAGAGCAGCAGCGAACCCAUUUGGUAUAUGUGCGACGAUGAUAAGAUCAAGGCGAUGACACAGCGUGAAUUCGAGGAGCUGCUGUCGCCGACGCGCAAAAUCACAAUAACACCAUAUUUGCUGUUCUAUGCACGAUUCGAUCUGCAGCAGCCGACGCAGACGACGCCGCCCAAGUCGUGCGCAUCGUCGACGCCAACACCACCGCCGGCGAUGUCGUCCGCAGCAGCAGCAGCAGCAUCGGCGCAGCCACCGCAGAGCACCUGGUCGAAUGAUAGCCUGCAAGGUGGCCUGCACAAGAUUUGAAAGGUUUUUGCAACGCUGCGGCUGGCCAUCAAAUGUAAAACGGAUGUGUCCAAAGGCAGCAUUAAGUAAGAAACUAUAUGCAUAGAGAGCAGCUAUAUGGGAACUUACAUUAAUUAACACACACACACACACACACACACAUCUAUAUAUAUAUAUAUACAAACAUAUACAUACGUCUCUUAGUUUAGGUCACACAAGUGUGCGCAUAAGUUGAAGCAGAAGUCUGUUUGUUAAACAAUGUACACGUUUAAGCUCUAUCGUUUAUCUACAUGCAUAAAGGAAACAAAAAAAGGAAACUACAUUUAAUAGCUCUUAUAUACGAAAAGAAAAUUGUUUAAAACUAAAUAACCUUAUCGACUGAAGCCAGCUAAAACCAUGUAGGCUAGUGGUCCAGUUAAAGCCCAAAGGCUAACAAAGAUUCAAUUCAAUUCGACAUAUGGCAUUUAGAAUGCAAAUUCGCGUUCAGUUUGAGAAAGUUGUACUUUUAAUUAUUUCUUCUCUAUAUUAUUUUAGUUUUAAUUUAUGUGUUUUGCAUUAAAUAUUGUUGCUAUUACUUUUCUAUGACAUUAAAAAAAGAAA